Molecule: messenger RNA, 726 nt
Organism: Westerdykella ornata
Lineage: Eukaryota; Fungi; Ascomycota; Dothideomycetes; Pleosporales; Sporormiaceae
Product: NADH-ubiquinone oxidoreductase 29.9 kd subunit precursor
Exons: 3
Coding region: 1-726 (241 amino acids)
Biological process (GO): respiratory electron transport chain
Source: RefSeq, a predicted model, not a curated record
AUGAGGGCGGCUUCCAGGCUUCUUGCUGCCGUCAAGGAGCAAUAUCUCGAGGCCGGCGCGCCGACGGGCCUCACUGGCCUUCUCACACAUCCCACACCACGAUCCACCCUCCUGUACCUCUACAGCUCGACGCUAGACAAGCUGCAGAAGAUUCCCGAGAACUCUGUGUACCGGCAAGCCACGGAAGCGCUCACCAAGCACCGUCUCGCCAUCAUUGAGGCCGCAAAGCCCAAGGGGCUCGAGGAAUGGCAACAGCAAGUGCAAUAUCAAAUUUCGGAGCAUCCCAAGGCGUUUGAGGUUGUUUCCACCUCGGCUGGGCAGCAUGUGCGGCUCAAGAAGACCAAGAGGAUAGUGGACUUCCGAUCGGUCAAGGCAGAGUGGAAUGGAGAGGAGCCGAUCACGCUGAAAGAGGGCAUUCAGACGGUGAAGGCGCGGAAGCAUCUGUUUGCGAAGGUUGCUGGUGGAAAGGAUUACAAUCCUGCGGAUGAGAUCCAUGAGGUCAAGCUGCCUUUGGAGCCGCAGCUUACGGCUGAGCAAAUAUCUGAAGUGGAGAGCCAGAUCGGUGCUGGCCUUAUCGAGGAGGUCAUCCAGGUUGCCGAAGGCGAACACAAGCUCGUGGAUGUGAUGAUUGAGAACAAGGUCUGGGAGGCGCUUGAGGAGCAGGCACCAGAAGGUCAAUGGACAUACUUUGAGCGCGGCGGCCAUACCAAGACCGGAUCGCCGUAA